Molecule: messenger RNA, 1074 nt
Organism: Penicillium salamii
Lineage: Eukaryota; Fungi; Ascomycota; Eurotiomycetes; Eurotiales; Aspergillaceae
Source: the annotation of a GenBank genome assembly
AUGUCUGAGAAACUCCAAGUAGCAGUCGCUGGCAUUGGCCGCAUGGGUAUGCGCCAUGCUCGACACUUUGCAACUCUCACACCCCGCGCCGAGCUCAUUGCAGUCUGCUCGCCCGUCCAAGCCGAGCUAGACGCCGCCAAGAAGGAGUUCACCACUGUCCGAACAUACCUGUCCUUCGACGACAUGCUCGCCAAGGAAAAGACCCUCCAAGCCGUCGUGGUCGCAAGUGCCACAACCAUUCACGCCGAACAAGCCAUCAAAGCCAUUGAAAAGGGCUACCACGUUCUCUGCGAGAAGCCUCUCAGCACCAGUCCCGAAAUCUCUCAAACCGUCGUCGACGCUUACCGCUCUUCUAUCAAGACAUACCCCAAGCAGAAAGUCAUCUGCGGCUUCUCCCGCCGCUUCGACGCCUCAUACCGCGAUGCCUAUAACCGCAUGGCAAAGGGCGAUAUCGGCACACCUUCCGUAUUCCGCUCGCAGACAUGCGAUAAGCUCGAUCCAAGCGGGUUCUUCGUUGCCUACGCCGAAUUCUCAGGUGGUAUCUUUGUCGACUGUUCCAUUCACGAUAUCGAUCUUGCAUUGUGGUUCUUCGGCGAGGAUAGCAAAGUCAAGAGCGUGACUGCAGUUGGUAUCACAGCCGUGCAGCCCGAUCUGCGGAAGCACAAUGAUCGCGACAACGCAGUGGGCAUUAUUGAGUUCUACAAUGGCAAAAUCGCCCAGCUUUACUGCUCCCGUAUGAUGGCCGCUGGUCAGAUGGAUUGUACCGAGAUCACCGGUACAAACGGACAGAUUGCAGUCAACACACAGCCCCAGUCGAACUUGGUCAACUUGUUCGAGCCUACUGGUGUGCGUCGUGAGAUCCCCCCUGAUUACUAUGGCCGAUUCCGCGAGGCUUUCGUUACCGAGGCCAAUGAGUUCACUGCUGCUUGUCUUGAUAACCUUCCUCCCCCUAUGUCAUUGGAGGGUGCUGUCAAGGCAGUGCGCAUUGGUGCCGCUUUGCAGGAGAGCUUGAUCUCGGGCAAGAAGAUUGAGUUCGACGAGAGUGGAAAGCGGGUGGAAUCUGCCAGACUUUAG